AAAGAAUUGUCUCCAUUUCUUCCUAUUUAUUACAUAGUAAUAUUAUUUAUCUAACCAAAUAGCAACAAAUAGAGGUGGGCACUGUCAAAUUCAGAAUAAAAUGUCAUGAUCAAAUCGUAAAAACUCAAAUUUGAGUUCCUGUAGUAUUUGUUUUUUGCACUCAGCUACUCUGUGUAGUGAAUUUUGUGUUUUGCGUUAUAUUUUUAUAACAAAUUCGCUCGGCCAAAAGCAAUCACGUUAAAGUGUACUAGGAACUACAGUUUUAAUCAUGGUGAAUCUACAUAAUAUAGAAGACAAACUAGUUAUCGAGGACAUUUCCAGCACCCUGAAGGAUAGGGUGUUUUUUGCUGCCAGGGAUGGAAUGUCACUGACUCUGUAUGCCCUAUUGUACGAAAAACACAUAGACGACAUAGAAGAAAUCUUAAACAGUGAUGUAUGCUGUGAUGGUGUUAAGUGUACCCCACUGAUAGCGGCCGCGAGGCACGGCAGAGAAGGUGCAGUUCGGAUAAUGUUGGAGAAAUUCCGACCCCCCGUCAGAUUAGAACUUGAGGGGACCGUCAAAUUUGAUGAAUAUGUCAUUGAAGGAGCAACAGCUCUCUGGUGCGCCGCGGGCGCUGGUCACCUGGGCAUCGUGAAGCGCUUGGUGCGUGCCGGGGCGAACGUGAAUCACGCCACCAAGACCCUGAGCACUCCCCUCAGGGCCGCCUGCUUUGACGGACGACUGGACAUAGUCAAAUACCUGGUCCGACACGGAGCGGACAUACACAAGGCGAACAAAUAUAACAACACGUGUCUCAUGAUAGCAGCUUACAAGGGACACUUGGAUGUUGUUCAGUUCCUGUUGGACAGCGGCGCUCGUGUGGACGAGCGCGCUCUCUGCGGUGCCACGGCGCUACACUUCGCCUCCGAGUGCGGCCACGCGGCCGUGGUCUGCGCCCUCAUUGACCACAACGCAAAAAUACUCACAAACGAACACGGCAUGACACCGCUGCAGUGCGCCGCUGAGCGUGCCCGGGCCUCGGUAGUCGAAAUUUUGGCAGCGAGGCCGGAGGUGUCCCGUACGCAGGCUAUCGACGCGUACGAACUGCUCGGCGCCUCCUUCGCUAAUGACAAGGAGUACUACUGCCUGCGGAUGGCGUACCAGUACUUACACCGAGCUAUGGCCAUGAGAUACGACACACGCUACGGAGUCAUCCUGAAGAUACCAGCCGAGCCCAUACCGGCCUACGACAACUGGAGGGAGAGCACCACAAUGGCGGACAUAGAGCGGCUCCCGGGGAACCCCCACGCCCUCCACAUGGAAGGCCUCACCGUCCGCGAGCGUGUGCUGGGUAGGUCAUGCCCGGACCUCCCCCACCCGGUGGUGUUCCGAGGGGCGGUGUUCGCGGACGAGGCGCGCUUCGACCGCUGUCUCGCUCUGUGGAAGCACGCCCUCUCGCUCAGACACCAGAACCAGGUGUCGGUGGUGAAGGACCUGCUGAGGUUCGCGCAAGUCUUCUCACAGAUGAUACACAUCGGCAUCGAGCUGCCGCUGUCACAGGUGUGUUUCGUUCUGGAGGCGUGCGCCGAGGAGUUGAGACGAGGUCUGAAGAGGAUCGAGAAGCCGCUCCCCAAUCACGACCCUGACGCUUUGAUUGAGGAAUACGAGAGCAACGUCCGCACGGCGCUGUACCUGGUGGCGGUGGCAGCGAAACUGCUGGAGAGUCCUGGCAACGAUGAGAGCACGUGCUCGGCCGUCCGUCGCGCCAUCUUCCAGCUGCGCGGCGCUCGCCUGAGGUCGGGUCAGACCCUGCUGCACCUGGCCGUGGACCGCCGCACGCCUGUCGAUGAUUUCCACACAAGCGACGUCUGCCAGUUCCCGUGUCCUGUCACGGCUAGCCUCCUCCUGGAGUGUGGCUCGGCGGUGGACGCGGCGGACGACGCUCGCCGCACGCCGCUACACGUCGCCCUCAUAUCAUACCAGCUCGUGCCAGACGAACGUGGUCUAUCAGCGGCGGCUGUCCGCGGAGCUGUCGAGGAACUGCUGAGGCACUCGGCGCACGUGGACGCGGUGGACGCGGCGGGCAUCACGCCUCUGGUAGCGGCCAUCGGAGGUCCCGCUGAGAGCUUGGUGCGUGCUGCCCUGAGUCCUCGCCUGUCGUGUCUGGCGGCGGCAGCCCUGGCUCUCCACGGCCGCACGUACCGACCCUCGCAAGUACCCAGAGACUUGCACGCCUUCUUGCACAUGCACGGCGUCAACCCAGCUAAGUGAGCGACACACUAGCAGAACUACCAGAAUAUCGAUGAUGCCAACUAUAGAUUAAAAAUAACACAGCGCAUGGGAAAUACUCUCUGAAACCAUCUCAUUGGCAAUCCUGGCUGAUUCAUUUCACGCACGGGUAAUAUUCAUUGGAAUAAUCUUUUGACAACCCUACCUGAUUCAUGUCUCAGAAUAUAGGGAAUAAUCUAAAAAUUAUCGUUCGUCAACGAUCCCAUCGGAAUCAUAUCACAGCGCGUAGGGUAUUAUGGGAUUAUCGGUUUUGACAACCCUAUUUAGGAGCUACACAUCAAGCAAGACUGGAGGCUUGUAGGCAACCCUAGCUGAGUGUCAGAAUUGAUGGAAGAGUGUCUUGGAAGGAGCUUUCGCCGUCAACCCUAGCUUAAUGUCGCAAAAUAUAAGCUUAUCGAAUAAUUGCUAAAACAUCGAUACUCGAUAGUUGAAGAUGACAUCCCUAGCAAUUAAAAAAAAUGGCUUAAUAUGUAGAUUUCGAUAGUCGAUACAAUACGUAUCCUACAGAUAGCGGCGUUAGCGGGUUUGACGGUGUACAUGACAGAUACAUAAUCUAUAUUUUCAUAUAACUUAUAUAAUACUCGUAAUGUUAGUUAAUGUUGAUAUUAAUCACAUGUGAAGCAACCACGGCCGACGCUACAAUAUUUUGAAGCUGUUAUUUAUUUAUUUCAGUUGCUAGUUGACUUAUGAAUUGACAAAACUGAUUAUAUUAAACAACAAAAUAGUUUUCACUGAUACGGGAUUCCUGUAGCUGAAGCUGUGUCAGUGGAAUAGAUGCAUAUGAGGCUGGGCUGUAUUAGCAAUGUAGAAUAUUAUGUUUCUCUUAAAGAUGCUACUUAAAAUAUAUUAUAAUAAUUUAUAAUGAAUAUCAGAUUAUUAAAUAAUUGUAAAAUUAAAAAAAAUUCUGAUAUUAUAUAGUGAAAGUUAUUGUCUCUGAAGUAGCUGUCAUAAGUGGUACAACAUUAGAUGUCACUUCUCUAUGAAAACUCAUUUAGAUGAAAAUUCUUAAAGAUAAAUAAAAUACAAUAUGGUUAUGUAUGUAGGGUGUGUGCAUUUUAUUUAACACUCAGAUGAUAUAUAUAUAUAUAUAUAAAGAUUGAACACAGGGUUGUAUUGUGUUCCAAUCAAUAUAUCGAAGAUGCUCAAAUAUAUAAUUUAUUGUAUGAAAUGUGAUAAUUCAUAGAAUUAAUUAAUGUUAAGAUUACAAGUACAUUUAUCAUACUCGUAUGUGGAGGCUUAACUAACAUACAAACAUGUAUGUAUGCUUGUACGCUCAUACCAAAUGACAAUCUAUGCACAGAUAAUGUAUAUUCUUAAUUAUCUGUGGAUUUUUUUUUUUUUUGUAUAAAAAAAGCUUAACUAAUUCUCCGUUCCCAGUGUCUGAUAUGUAAACUGUCUUAAAGUACUAGUCAUUGUAUAUAGAUGUAGUUGUUAGUGAUGGUUUAAUAUAUAAUGCAAAAUUAUAUUUUAUAAUAGUUUCGGCCUCGAACGAGAACGGCGUCGCACUUGACAUACAGUCACAGCUAUGCACAAAAUAUUAUUUAAUAAAAAAAAUAUAUUAUGUAUUGUUUAUAUUUUAAUAUAUUUGAUUUAUUUUUUAUAUUUUUAAUAUAUUUGUAGAAAUUUCAGUUGUCAAGCAACAUAAUAUAGGGUUUUGAAUGUUAUUUGGUCGAAACAAAAUGGCGCUUUUUUCUGUUGAUUUUACCAAUGCCAAAGUAAUGAUGCUGGCAUCAUUACAUUUAAUUUUUUUUUUUUUGUCUAUAACAGUAUUUAUUGCUGAUAUACAUAAAAAAAUAUUUUAAAUAAUUUCUUUAAUAACCGUACAGUACAGAAAACAAUUUUCUUUAGAGUUUCUGUAUGUUUUUCUAAAAAGAAAUUUAAGAACUUUAAUUCAACAUACUUUUAACUGUUUCUUACAGAAAGUUCGUUUUUUUUUAAUUUAUAAUUAAGACUGUUUUGUAACAUUUCGUAGGAAAAAUUCUUUAAAAGCUUUGAUUAUAAUUUCAUCUCAAUAAAACGGUUUUUGUUUUAACUAAUACCAUAUUAGAUAUAAAGCGCUUAACUUGUCAAGUAACGGAUGGUUUUCAAGUCUUACGGCUGUCUUAAAAAAUUCUGUUUAAAAACAGUAGAAUUCAAUAUGAAAGUAAACUGUGGCCAUAUUUAAGGAUUAGAUUAUUAUUUUUUUAAGCAUUUCCAAUUAAAAAGGUUAUAAUCAUAAUAAUGAAUAUGUAUAUGUUUUUUGGAUCACUUACUAUUCCCAUAUAAAGCCUAUAUGGCAACAUUAUAUUUUUUUUUUAAUUAAUUUCAUACAAAAUUAUUGUGAUAAAAAAAAAAAAUGUCAAUUCAUUUGUAAUAAUUAUUUUAUGAAUAAAAACAUUAGUCUGAAGUAUAGUUUUGUAACAGACAACAUUUAAUAUUGUAUCAUACUAUAUUUAUGGUGAAAAAUGAUAGUAUUGUUGAGUGAUUUAAAUUAUAUAUAUAUAUAUAUAUAUAUAUUUAAAAUUUAACUUGUAAAUGUUCUAUAAUCUAUACUAAAAUGUUGCUAUCGUGAUAUUAUAUAUUAUUUUUUAUAUUGUAAAUCUGUUGUUUCAGCUUAAUAAUUCAAGCAAAGACAAGUUUUUUUGGUUACCUUUUUCAUUAUUCAUACAGAAUUAAUAAAAUAUAUAUAUAGUUUAAAAUUGGAAAAUUUAUUAUAUUAAUUUAUUUAUGUUGUAGCAAGAUGUGCAAUAACUGUAGUUUUUAAUAGAAUAGUUUUAGAUAUAGCACAAAUAUUAUAUGUAUAUAUUUUUAAUGAUACUCCGGUUCGGGAAUCUCAUGUAAUUAAAAAAAAAAAAAUGUUCUUAACGUCUAUGUAUAAUUCGUCAACUGUCAGAUGUCAUGUAUUUUGUAGAUGUAUGUUUGAAAUUAAAUAGAAGUAACAGAGAUAAUAAUGAAAUUAUUGUAAAUAUUUUAUUUUUCGUCCGAAAUGAAUCGAAAUAAAUAUAUUAAAGGCA
Danaus plexippus (monarch butterfly) is the source of this 5262-nucleotide messenger RNA. RefSeq names its product protein fem-1 homolog B (gene Fem-1). The coding region runs from base 269 to 2251 and encodes 660 amino acids. The transcript has 14 exons. Gene Ontology annotation, molecular function: protein binding. The record is from RefSeq and is a predicted model, not a curated record. Lineage: Eukaryota; Metazoa; Arthropoda; Insecta; Lepidoptera; Nymphalidae.